Salvia hispanica is the source of this 2977-nucleotide messenger RNA. RefSeq names its product kinesin 3 (gene ATK3). Gene Ontology annotation, biological process: microtubule-based movement. The record is from RefSeq and is a predicted model, not a curated record. Lineage: Eukaryota; Viridiplantae; Streptophyta; Magnoliopsida; Lamiales; Lamiaceae. Gene Ontology annotation, molecular function: ATP binding; microtubule motor activity; microtubule binding.
UGCAUUCAAUUCUUCCUCACUUAACCUUCACAUCUCAACAUAAUUACCAGUUUAUUACUCAACCAGUACCCAAAUUUUCCUCCAAUUUUCAUAAUCUAAAGCUUCAGAAAACGAAUCAAGAAUUUUCACUGCAGUUCGGCAUUCCAAUUCCAAUCCCUCCUUUUGAGUUUUAAACCUUUUUCUAUUCUGAUCCCUGCAAUUCAAAGCAAUAAUGAAUUUUUUGCCGUAGCUUCCAUUGCAAUAAACCACGGUCCCACCAGCAAAUUAAACCGUCCGCCUCUCGCUAUCUCCUCUCUCUCUCUCACACACACACACAAAACCUCUACAUACGCCCUUCAUUCAAAUGGUUUCCAAGAACCAGAACAAGGCUCCUCCCAGUCCUUCAACAGUGAAUUUCUCUUCCAUUAAUAGAAAAAGUAGUAGUAUCGAUGAGGGUUCCUUAGAUAAGAGGAGAGGGAUUGCUAGCACAAAAAUGGCACCUAACACUGGAACACGAACUCAAACUCGUCAAGCAUUUUCAGUGGUAAAUGGGGGCCAAGAUCUACCACCACUUAGUGCGCCGCCAAGCAAUAUUGGUUCUGAUUGUGGUGCAAUUGAGUUCACAAAAGAGGAUGUCGAUACCUUACUCACCGAGAAGUUGAAGAAAAAUUUGAACUACAGGGAGAAGAAUGACAAAAUGAUUGAUUUCAUCAAAAGACUUAAGCAAUGUAUCAAAUGGUUUCUGCAACUUGAAGCAAACUAUGUUGAGGAGCAGGAAAAAAUUAAAAAACUGUUGGAAUUGGCAGAAAAGAAGUGCAAUGAUACGGAGUCGAUGAUGAAGGCCAAGGAAGAUGAAUUGAAUUCUAUUAUUAUGGAAUUGAGGAAAAAUUUGGAAGCUUUGCAGUCAAAGUUUGCAAAGGAGGAAGUUGACAGAGUGGAAGCAUUAGAUUCUUUGGCUAGAGAAAGAGACUUGAGAUUGGCCGCAGAGAAAUUACAAGCUUCUCUUUCUGAAGAUCUUAGGCGAAGUCAAUUGGAUAAUGCUAGUGCUAACCAGAAGAUUCAGUCACUUAAUGAUACAUACAGGCGGUUACAAGAGUUUAAUACGAGUUUGCAUCAAUGGAAUACUAGGCUUCAAUCGGAUCUUGAAGCGACAAAUACUACGCUCAAACGUGUUCAGGAAGAAAAGGCAGCCGUUGUGGAAAACCUAAGCAUUUUGAGGGGCAACUUUACUUCUCUGCAAGAGCAGCUUAGUUUGUCACGGGCAUCCCAAGAUGAGGCAAUCAAGCAUAAAGAAGCACUAGGCAGUGAAGCUUCACGCUUGAGAGGCGAUCUGCAACAAAUGAGGGAGGACCGUGAUCGACAGUUGGCACAAGUUGAAGGGUUACAAUCUGAAGUUUCAAAAUACAAGGAAUUUACUGGAAAGUACACAGCAGAUUUGGAGACUCUGAACACUAAAACAGUGAAACUGGAGUCAACAUGCUCGGAUCAAAGUGAGCAAAUAAGAAGAUUACACGAACAACUUGCUUCCGCGCAACAGAAAUUGCAGCUUUCUGAUCUAUCAGCCAUGGAAACAAGAUCCGAAUUUGAGGUGAACAAGGCAAUGAUUCUUGAGUUGAAAAGUCGUCUAGCUGAUGCAGAGUUAAAGAUUGUCGAGGGAGAAAAUGUUCGCAAGAAAUUGCAUAACACUAUUCUGGAGUUGAAAGGGAAUAUUCGUGUAUUUUGUAGAGUGAGACCCCUGCUUUCUGAUGAUGGGGUUGGAAAUGAUGUAAAAGUUGUUUCAUUCCCAACAUCAAUGGAAGCGCAGGGUCGAGGCAUUGAUUUGAGCCAAAAUGGGCAAAAGCACUCUUUCACUUUUGACAAAGUAUUCGUGCCUGAUAACUCACAAGAAGAUGUUUUUGUGGAGAUAUCACAACUAGUUCAAAGUGCGCUUGAUGGAUAUAAGGUCUGCAUAUUUGCCUAUGGGCAAACAGGGUCUGGUAAGACGUAUACAAUGAUGGGUAAGCCAGGACUACUAGAUCAGAAAGGUUUAAUUCCAAGGUCAUUAGAGCAAGUAUUUCAGACAAAACAAAUGCUUGAAGCCCAAGGAUGGAAGUAUGAGAUGCAGGUGUCAAUGCUUGAAAUAUACAAUGAAACAAUACGUGACCUGUUAUCAGCAAACAAAUCAACCUUCGAUGCAUCACGAGUAGAUACUGCUGCAAAGCAAUAUGCUAUCAAGCACGAUGCAAAUGGCAACACCUAUGUCUCUGAUCUUACAAUUGUUGAUGUCCGCAGUAGCAGGGAAGUUUCCUAUCUCCUAGAACGGGCAGCACAGAGCAGGUCUGUUGGCAAGACCCAAAUGAAUGAACAGUCUUCAAGGAGCCAUUUUGUCUUUACCCUAAGAAUAGUCGGUGUUAAUGAGAGCACUGAUCAGCAAGUCCAAGGUGUUCUGAAUCUCAUUGACCUUGCUGGUAGUGAGCGUCUUUCCAAGAGUGGAUCGACUGGGGAUCGUCUUAAAGAAACUCAGGCCAUCAAUAAAAGUUUAUCAUCACUAAGUGAUGUCAUUUUUGCCUUGGCCAAGAAAGAGGAGCACGUUCCGUUUAGGAACUCCAAGCUCACUUAUCUUCUCCAGCCUUGCUUAGGCGGGGAUUCGAAGACUCUGAUGUUUGUGAAUGUUUCACCGGAUCCUGCAUCUGUGGGUGAAUCACUCUGUUCGCUACGGUUUGCUGCAAGGGUGAAUGCUUGCGAGAUUGGCAUCCCAAGACGUCAAACUAAUCUAAGAUCAUCAGAUUCUCGAUUGAGCAUUGGUUGAAUGACUUUUUGUUUAUGGGAUGGGAUUACACUACAUUUUAGAUUUAGGAAAAUGUGUUUGUUUUGAUACUGAUAACAAAUGACAGAAAUCUAACUAGUUUGUAAGGUUGAAGUGAUUGUCUAUAUAUAACAGAUAUAGGGAUAAUAUACAAGGGCGCUUCAGCAUCAGCCCUUCUAUUAUUCAUUUGUAUAUUUAUCAAGAUUUUUUGUA